GGCGCUCCCGGCGCACUCGGAGCCCGGCGGGGACCGGGACGCGGAGGCGGGGUGGCCGAGGGUCCGAGUGCGGGAGCUGAGCCGGGCCCGGGGGCCGAAGUUUGCCCGCGGCUCCGGGAGGCGGCCCGGGCGGCUCCCAGCCCCUGCUCGCGCCCUCGCCCGGGACCCGCCGGCCGCCCGGGGGGACGGCAGCCGCGGCCGGGCCAACUCCGCCGCGGGGACGCCGUGACGGGAACUUGAGAGACCACCUCUGCCACUAGAAUGUCCACCCCCGGAGGACAAGGGCUGCGUCUGUCUUGGUCUCUGCUGUGCCUGUAGAUCUGGCCCAGACCCAACACAUGGCGCGAGGGGGAUGUGAAAGCCCAAAAUGACCCUCCUACCGGGAGACAACUCUGAGUACGACUACAGCGCCCUGAGCUGCGCCUCGGACGCCUCCUUCCACCCGGCCUUCUUCCCGCAGGGCCAGUCCCUCAAGGGCGUCUUCUACCGCCGGGCGCAGCGGCUGCGGCCCCGGCCCCAGGACGCGCCCCGCCAGCCGGGCCAGCCCGAGGACCGGCGGCGCCAGAUCAUCAUCAACGUGGGCGGCAUCAAGUACUCGCUGCCCUGGACCACGCUCGAGGAGUUCCCGCUGACGCGCCUGGGCCAGCUCAAGGCCUGCACCAACUUCGACGACAUCCUCAACGUGUGCGAUGACUACGACGUGACCUGCAACGAGUUCUUCUUCGACCGCCACCCGGGCGCCUUUGGCACCAUCCUGACCUUCCUGCGGGCGGGCAAGCUGCGCCUGCUGCGCGAGAUGUGCGCCCUGUCCUUCCAGGAGGAGCUGCUGUACUGGGGCAUCGCCGAGGACCGCCUGGACGGCUGCUGCAAGCGCCGCUACCUGCAGAAGAUCGAGGAGUUCGCCGACGUGGUGGAGCGCGACGAUGAUGAUGAGCCGCUGUCCAGCGAGGACCCCGACAGCGAGGGCCCGGCCCAGGGCGAGGGCCGCCUGGGCCGCUGCAUGCGGAGACUGCGCGACAUGGUGGAGAGGCCGCACUCGGGGCUGCCCGGCAAGGUGUUCGCCUGCCUCUCGGUGCUCUUCGUCACCGUCACGGCCGUCAACCUGUCCAUCAGCACCCUGCCCAGCCUGCGGGAGGAGGAGGAGCAGGGCCAGUGCUCGCAGAUGUGCCACAACGUCUUCAUCGUGGAGUCGGUGUGCGUGGGCUGGUUCUCCCUCGAGUUCCUCCUGCGGCUGAUCCAGGCGCCCAGCAAGUUCGCCUUCCUGCGCAGCCCCCUGACGCUCAUCGACAUGGUGGCCAUCCUGCCUUACUACAUCACCCUGCUGGUGGACGGCGCGGCCGCGGGCCGCCGCAAGCCAGGCGCGGGCAACAGCUACCUGGACAAGGUAGGGCUGGUGCUGCGGGUCCUGCGGGCGCUGCGCAUCCUCUAUGUCAUGCGUCUGGCCCGCCACUCCCUGGGGCUGCAGACACUGGGCCUCACCGCCCGCCGCUGCACCCGCGAGUUCGGGCUCCUGCUGCUCUUCCUCUGCGUGGCCAUCGCGCUCUUUGCGCCCCUCCUCUACGUCAUCGAGAACGAGAUGGCCGACAGCCCCGAGUUCACCAGCAUCCCCGCCUGCUACUGGUGGGCCGUCAUCACCAUGACCACUGUGGGCUACGGGGACAUGGUGCCCAGGAGCACGCCCGGCCAGGUGGUGGCGCUCAGCAGCAUCCUCAGCGGCAUCCUGCUCAUGGCCUUCCCCGUGACCUCCAUCUUCCACACCUUCUCGCGCUCCUACCUGGAGCUCAAGCAGGAGCAGGAGCGCGUGAUGUUCCAGAGGGCCCAGUUCCUCAUCAAGACCAAGUCGCAGCUGAGCACCAUGUCCCACGACAGUGACAUCUUGUUUGGAAGUGCCUCCUCGGACACCAGAGACAACAACUGAGCCCAGAGGACAUGACCCGUCACCACCGCCACCACCAGGAGCUGCCCUCCCUGCCCCCUCCCCCAGCUCUGCCUGCCCUCUGCGGCUUGAAGCUAUGGCCGUUGCUCCCAGACGACUUCGAAGGCACGUGCGGCUCCGAACGCAGCCCCGCAUGGGACCGGCUGGAACCACACCCCAAGAAGGACGUCUGCAACAGCCACAGAGGGGUCCCCACCGCUCCACCUCCACAAGUGAAGCCGUAGUGGUUCAAGAGCCCAGCACACAGCUGUGUUGCCCCCCACCCCUCGCCCCGCCCCAUAUCGGUUCCCCCCAAUAAGGAGAUGGCUUUGUUCUUUCUACCAUGUAAAUAACAUGCCCAGCAAAGACUUGCUUUGUGGGUCCGCCCGGAGGAAAAAGGACAAAUGACACCAGGAACGUGGGUGUUGAGUGUGGAUCGUGUGCAAUUAAAGAAAACCGAUGAAAAAGAGAAAAUGCCUUCCAUGGGGCUCCGAAGAGGGGAAGCUGUUUGCCAGCAAAGCCAGCCCGCGGGGGUACUGGGACCACAUCUGGCCUGUUUGCUUGGGUCGUUCAGGCCUGGUGGGGCCCAGUGGGGUUAGAGAACAGGGAGAGAACAGACACCUUUGGGGAAAUUGUCAGUAAACACCGCGUUCCCUUCCUGCUUUUUCUUGGAUUCCUCCUACCUCCUGGUCUCUCUUCCUCCCUCUUUCCUUCUCUUCUGUCCUCUGUUUGCUUCUUAGGUGCUUUAGGGUUCUCAGACUUUUCCCCCAAGGCACCCCAAUGGUUCAGUGGACACCAAGGGGCCUGUCCGCAUUGCCAACUACAGGGGUGAAAUCACUUCAUUUAUCUUUUAAAAAUACUAUGGAUUUUCUUCUCUAUUCCAUAUUCAUUUUAACAUUCUUAAAAAAAAAAAAAAAAAUGCGUUAAAUCACCUCCCUGGAUAUAAAUCUAAAGCUGGAGUGGGGUUGAUGCUUUGGAAGGGUGGGUCAUAGGCCCCUCGGCAGUCUGGGAACCACUGUCCGGGGCCCCCAAGGCCUCCCUGUGCCCUCCAGAAGCCUCCCGAGCACCCUCCCAGUGCCCUCCUGGCUACAAUCUGUUCCUGAUGCACGUUAGAGACAGCCCCUACCCCCCUCACCCCCAACCCCCCGCCAGCCAACAGAUUCACUCAGCCCGAGGGCUCCAGAGCCCUUCAGGGCUAGGACAAGGAGGCGGCUUCACCCCCAGAAUGAACCACAGCCCGGCUUCACCCCCACGGGUACAGCAACAUGGCUUUCUUUAUCCCAGACCUGCUGCUGCCUUGGCCGUGACCCCUCCCUUGGGCCGGCAGCAGGAAGCGCGCUCUGACACAGAUCUGACCAUCUGACCUGGUGACCUGCGUCCACCUGGGGCCGCCCAUGAUAUGGAGACUAAAACCCAGAUGCCCCGUGUGUUCCCUGCCACUCGGUCACGGUCUGUCUCCUGCACAAGGUCAGUGCUACUCUCGCGCUGUAAGGCCCUACGGGGCAACGCCGCUCACUGCUGACUCCCAGCACCGAGCCCUGGGCCCGGCACCUAGUAGGUGCUUCCGAAAUGUCUGGGGAGCAAAUGAAUGCGGGGAAACGGGAAAGAGGACCAGAAAGCAGAAAGGCCUUCGAGCAUGUCUUCUCUCUGUGUUGGGUGGGGAGGCCUGGAGAUCUCAGCACCAUGUACUGCGAGGCUGAGUGGAAAUAUCCUGUGAGUCACGAGGGUGUCGUUAAAGGCUCCCCUGACACCUGCUUCCCGUGACUCACGCCUGAAAAGGAAGUUUUCCGACUAAUUAGCUCUACCUUCCCCAGCCUGCUGGGUGUCACAGCAAUUGGGCCCUACCACCAUGGUAAUAAUACCUUAGAUUUGUGGGAUGACCUUUCUUUCUCCCUCCAAAGUGGCUGUGAGAGGCAGGAGACAACUGAAAAUGCUAAACAGAGAGAAACAUGACAGAGGGCCGUAUACAAUGGAGCCCUGGAAAACUCAGUGGAGUGGUAAAGCAAAUACGUCUCGAGGUGGAGGAGGGUGCCCCAAAUGGGCCAGCACUGGCAGGGGAGCUGGGCCCCCCACACAUGGAGGACAGAGCCUAGCACUGUCCAGAGGAGGAGCUGGGGUCAUGGAAGGGUUGAGACUUCUGCACCCAAGACACCCAGAUGUAGGCACCCUCCAGACCUCCCCUGAGGGACUGAGGACCUCUAGACACCUGCACACCCAGAACGUGGCGUAGGGUCUUUGGCCCUAAUUAAGAAUUAAGAGGCCUUGGAACUCCUAACCAGCUGCUUCUAGGGCAAAAGGGACCAACUUAACAAUGACCACUUUUGCGGUUUUUUUCUGGCAAAGUGGAAUCUGACGCAGAAAGCCCAGCUGGAAAUCACACUGAAAAACAACCCCACUCAUUGAAGCGUGGGGGCAAAUUCCUUGCCCCUGCCCUAAUGGGGCUUCCCUUUGGACUCUGGUACAGGCAGCAGAACCUAUACAGCUGGGAAGGCGAUGUGCGAGUCACGGCUCUAGGAGAAACAGCAAAGCAAGCCUUUCCAAAUUUGUUUUAUUUCUUGGGUCCCAUGGUCAUCCUCCAUCUCCGAUUUAGCUCUCGGUGCCUGCAGGACUCACUGCGGGGGCUUGGGAGUGCAGAUUUAACAGCCCGGAUUCUCGAGCCCUACCCCUGAGCAUGUUCAGGACUUCUCUCCUUGCACACAGAAUGUAUAGGGAAGCCAAAAAAAGACCCAGUAAUCAAGAUCAAUCAUAUUUUAAUGCAGCUUUUUUUUUUUUUUCAUCAAAAUUAGGGGCACCAGGCUGGCUCAGUCAGUGGAACAUGUGACUCUUGAUCUCAGGGUUAUGGGUUUGAGCCCCACGUUGGGUGUAGAGAUUACUUAAAAAAAAUAAAAUCUUUAAAAAAGAAAAAACAAUCAAAAUUAAUGCCCCAAAUCCACAAUGAACAAAAUAUCUGAAUUUUAGGUAAAGAUGGGCUCUGCCUUUGCACUCGCGUGAUUCGGCCCCAUGUGUUGCUCCCUCGUUCUGAUCCUGCCCCGCCCCCCAGGCAUACCCUGCAAGACCCCUCCAACUGGCCUAGGGCUAGUCAUCCAAGAAGGGCAGGUGGGAGCCGUUAGCCAAACUGGCACCCACAGCUGCUGGGGCAUGCGUGCCCAUCCCGCUGAGGAGGAUGAGGACAGGCACCAAGACCACCUCCCACCGCGCAACCAGAGCCGUGUGAACUGAAGGUGAUAACUUCUGAUGUUGGUAAGCACAGUUACCUGGUGAGGGGUGACUGGGACCAGGGAGCGGUGGAGAGAAGCCACUUAAGAAAGUCAGGGAAGGGGGCCGCCUGGCUGGCUCAGCCAGAGGAGCAUGUGACUCUGGAUCUCUGGGUUGUGAGUUCGAGUCCCACAUUGGGUAUAGAAAUGACUUAAAUAAAUAAAGUGGAGGGGAAAAAAAAGAGGGCCAGGGAAGGUCUCUCUGAGGAGGCGGCCUCGAUCUGAGAGAGAGGUGUGGACAGCGAUCCAAGCCGAGGGGACAGCCCAGGCAAAGGCUAAGAGGUGAGGAAAAUGGAGACGUUGUCCAGUUGUCAGGGGAGCACGUGGGCAUGGAAACUCAUCCCUGCUGGGCACAUCCUUCCUCCCAGGGAGAAAACAGAUCUGCAAAGUGGACACUGAGCAAACAUUUCCAGCGAACUUCCUCCGAAAUAGUCUUUGUCACAGCAGAUGGGGACAAGACAACCAAAAAACCAGAACCGGACCCAGCCCCUGCCUCAGAGAUGCUGAUAAUCUGAUGGAGGACAAGGCACGUGAGUAGACAUUUCCAGACACGUGGAACGAUGGGCGUGCGGGCCCGGGGCUGUCGGAGCGUGGAGGAAGACAGACGUCAAAGAAAGCCUGGUUUCCACGCAGAUUUCCAUUUGCUAAAAUGGCUUCACGUGUGUUUUCCUUCCGAAACCAAUAAAGUGUUCCUCCUACCGCACGUUCUGUCUCUCCC
Messenger RNA from Mustela lutreola (European mink), 5887 nucleotides. It is a transcript of the gene KCNG1, whose product is annotated as potassium voltage-gated channel modifier subfamily G member 1. NCBI's taxonomy places the organism in Eukaryota, Metazoa, Chordata, Mammalia, Carnivora, Mustelidae. Gene Ontology annotation, biological process: protein homooligomerization; potassium ion transmembrane transport; regulation of delayed rectifier potassium channel activity. The transcript has 4 exons. Gene Ontology annotation, cellular component: voltage-gated potassium channel complex; membrane. Gene Ontology annotation, molecular function: delayed rectifier potassium channel activity; protein binding. The record is from RefSeq and is a predicted model, not a curated record. Bases 368 to 1918 code for a protein of 516 amino acids.